AUGGAGGAGUUAGCAAGAAAGAAAAGAGUACGAGCAGGUCAUCGCGGUUACCUGACGAAAGUUGUGGCGUCGGCAGCAGGCUUAGUCGACGCAUUCGAUGAACGAAGAAAGAAUGACGCGGAAGAGCAACGCGACAAAAUCUUGGAGACAGUCGCUAUGCUCCAAAAACUGGAUGAAGACAUCCUUAACUUGAUUGCUGGGGACGAAGAAGCGUCAGAACUUGACAUUGUCAGCGAAGUCGAGGAAGCUGGAAGAAUAAGUUCUGAAGCAAAGUCGAUGGCGAGGAAGCUUCGCCAAAAGAUUGACGGCAAUUGCGCUUCGGAAAAUAGAAUGAACAGUUCGUUAAGGUCUGACGGAGGAGCGUCGGUGACCAAUAGAACAGUUUGCGCAAAAUUGCCAAAGCUGCACGUUAAGCGGUUCAAUGGAAAUGUUUGCGAAUGGCAGGAGUUUUGGGAUUCCUUCGAAAGCGCCAUUCACGGAAAUGGAAGUUUGUCCGACGUUGACAAAUUCAAUUAUCUUCGGGGACUCUUAGGCGAACCAGCGAAGUCAUGUAUCGCGGGAUAUUCUUUGACUUCGGCGAACUACAACGCUGCAAUAGACGCGUUGAAGGAACGCUAUGGGAAGCCAGAAUCGGUCCAACGAGCGCACAUGCAAAAACUUUUGAACUUAGAUAGAGUGAAAGAUCCGAGAGAUAUUACGUCUCUUCGUCACUUGUGUGAUAGUGUCGAAGCACAUCAUCGAGGUUUGGAUGCAUUGGGAGUGGACAGCGCUACGUAUUCAUCAAUCGUGGUACCUUACGUUUUGAACUUGAUACCGGAAUCGAUUCGAUUGUUGAUCACGAGAGGCGAAAACUUCCAUCAGUGGGAUAUGGACGAUAUGUUAAGAGCGUUAAAGUGCGAAGUUGAGCUGCGAGAAGAGCAUCGAGUUCAGAGAGAGCAACGAGAACGGCAUGGUGAUCCUGAGAAGUCAUCAAAUGGAGCCAGGCGGAACGAUACGAAAACAGCAAGCGCCCUCCUGACAAAAUCGGGACCGGUUCGUUGCGCAUUCUGCCUGGGAUGUCAUCGGCAUGAAGAAUGUGAGAAGAUCAAGUCAAUUGAGGAACGUAAGAAUAUUAUUAAGAAAUACGGUCGUUGUUAUAUUUGUUUGGAAAAGGGCCACAUGGCUCGUGACUGUGACAACAAUAUUAAAUGUAGUAUAUGUAAGAAGAAUCACCACAAGGCUCUGUGUGAUUCGGGAAAGGAAAGUAAGCCCCAGGGAACUGUUGGACAAGGGAGUCCUAAGAAUAGUUGUGAAAAAGCAGGAUGCAAUGUUGCUUUGCAAACUGCACAAGCAAAACUGGUUGGUAGUAAGUCGGGACGAGUAAGGGUUUUGUUGGAUUCUGGGAGUCAGAGAUCAUUUGUUACUGAAAGGACGGCUAAAGCGUUGGGAUGUAAAGUCGUUCGUGAAGAAAAUCUGAGAAUAGGAACGUUUGGGAAAAGGGCUUUAGAGAACGAGUUGAGAAGGGUUGUGCGAUUGGAUUUGAGUUCGUUGUCGGGUGGUGAAGUCGUAUCUAUCGAGGCAUAUGUUGUACCAGAAAUAUCAGUAAUUAGUAAUCAACAUUUGGAGGUGGUUCGAAAUAACUUUGAACAUUUGAAGGGGUUGUGGUUGUCUGAUGUUUGUAAGGUAAAUGAGGAAUUGGAGGUAAACGUACUCGUGGGUGCGGAUUACUUGUGGUCGUUGCAGAAAGGUCGUAUUAUGCGAGGGAAGCAGGGGGAGCCUGUGGCUAUCGAGACGGUGCUUGGAUGGGUAGUUUCAGGGCCGGUUGGAAGCACGGAUAAGAAUCAACCCGCCACUGCUCAGGUAAAUUUUUGCUCCGCUAAUAAAACUUGUAUCAACGUAGAAAACUUUUGGGAUUUAGAAAGCCUAGGAAUUAAGGACAAAGUAAGUGAUGUGCAUGAAUCGGUCAUAAACGAUCUUAGUUUUGACGGUACGCGUUAUUCAGUGGGGUUGCCCUGGAGGGAGGGUCACGAUCCUUUACCUACUAACUAUGACUUAAGUCUUAAGAGAAUGAAGGGACAAAUCAGACGACUAGGUAAGAACCCAGAAUUACUGAAGGAAUAUGACACUAUCAUUAAGGCCCAAGAAGAGUUAGGCAUCAUAGAGAGGGUAGGAAAAGAUAGUGUGAUUAAUUCUCAUGCCAAAAUACAUUACAUGCCUCAUCAAGCUGUCGUGCGAAAGGAUGCCAAGACGACAAAGGUUAGAGUGGUUUAUGACGCAAGCGCUAAAGUACUCAAGUCAAGUGUCUCUUUGAAUGAUUGUUUGCAUAUCGGACCUUCACUUAAUCCACUUUUGUUUGAUAUUCUGCUUAGGUUCCGUGAGCAAAGAAUAGCGCUAAUAGCGGACAUAGAGAAGGCCUUCCUAAACAUUGAAGUGCACGAAAGGGAUCGAGAUAGCCUAAGAAAAACUGCUAAAAGCUUUUACGUGGACGAUCUUGCCAGCGGUGAAUCUAGUACAGAGCGAGCGUAUCAGCUAUAUCGUAAGGCCAACGAACGCAUGAAUGAAGGCGGAUUUAAGUUACGCAAAUGGCGGACUAAUGAUAGUGCGUUAAGAUCGCAAAUUGAAGAAGAUGUGCGUGACGUGGAAAGUAGUUGCGUUGAUGAGCAAACGUAUGCGAAAACCACGCUUGCUCAAGUACAGGGUCAAUUUGGUAAAGUAUUAGGGUUGGAAUGGGAUAGCGUCGGGGACGUAAUAAUAUUCGAUUUCGAAAAUUUGAGUGCGAAAGCGGAAAACACGGAACCGACGAAGAGAAAUGUGUUGAGUCUGUUAGCUUGUAUCUUCGAUCCAUUAGGGCUCUUGAGUCCUACGAUUGUUAAAGCUAAAAUUCUCUUUCAAGAUAUUUGUUACAGUGGCGUGGAUUGGGACGAUACAUUGCCUAAAAGUGUGAAAGAGAAGUGGGAGAAGUGGUUGAGAGAUCUAAAGGAGGUAAAGAGUGUUUCAAUAGGCAGGUACUCGAGCGGCGUGACUGACACAUCUGGCUCAGAAUCAAAGCAGAGAUAUUUUUUGCAUGGAUUUGGGGAUGCGUCAAAGCGAGCUUAUUGUGCGGUUGUGUAUCUAGUAGUUUUGAACGGUAACGAUGUUCGUGUUAAGUUGAUUGCCAGCAAAACAAGAGUAGCCCCGAUGAAAGAACUUAGUAUUCCGCGGUUAGAAUUAAUGGCAGCUAGAAUAUUGGCUCAUUUAAUGUCUGCAGUCAGGAAAGCGUUAGAGUCAGAGUAUAAUUUUGAGGGCGUUAAGUAUUGGACUGAUAGUAUGACUGUUUUGUAUUGGAUAGUCAACUCAGGCAAUUGGAAGCAAUUUGUUCAGCAUAGAGUUGACGAAAUAUUAAGGCUUAGUUCAAAAACAGAGUGGAGUCAUUGUCCAGAACGCGGAGGUUUGGUGGUCAGGACCGUCUUGGUUGCGGGUAGUCCAAGGCAUUAUCCUAUGGUGAAGGAGAUAGUUCCCACAGUAGACAGCAAGGUUGAAGAGAAAAGGUCAUUUGUUGUUAACCUAAUCAUAAGUGCAAGGUCAUUGUUUGGAAUUGGCAAUGUCAUUAGCAUAAGUAAAUACAGCACACUUACACGGCUGUUAAGAGUUACUGCGUGGGUGAAGAGAUUCGUCUAUAAUUUGAAACAAAAAAGACUAGGAUUAGAAAUUUUUACCGGACCAAUAAAAGCGAGCGAAAUGAAUGAUGGAGAAUGCGAGUGGAUAAAGUCAGCCCAGCUAGAGUUACGAGAGCAACCCGAGUUUAAGCAGUUAGAAAGACAGUACGGACUGAUAGAAAUGAACGGGAUACUGCAUUGUACGGGAAGAUUGGGUGAAUCAGAUUUGGAGGCAGAAGCUAGAGAGCCGAUUGUUUUGCCUAGGAGACAGUAUUUCACAGAGCUAGUGAUUAGGCAGUGUCAUGAAUCUGUUAUGCAUGGGGGAGUUCGGAGCACGUUGGCGCAACUGAGGUCGAAGUAUUGGGUACCCAAGGGCAGACAGGAAGUUAAGAGAGUGAGCGGUGGAUGUGUAGCUUGUAAACGAUGGAACAGUAAGCCGUGUACACAAAUAAAGCAAGCAGCGUUACCAGAGUUUAGGGUUAGGAGAGCCGCACCAUUUGAAAAUUCAGGCGUAGAUUUUGCAGGACCUUUGUACGUAAAACAAAGGCAAGUAUGA
This is a messenger RNA of Xenia sp. Carnegie-2017, 4170 nucleotides long. RefSeq lists its product as uncharacterized. The coding region runs from base 1 to 4170 and encodes 1389 amino acids. NCBI's taxonomy places the organism in Eukaryota, Metazoa, Cnidaria, Anthozoa, Malacalcyonacea, Xeniidae. The record is from RefSeq and is a predicted model, not a curated record. The transcript is spliced from 4 exons. Gene Ontology annotation, molecular function: zinc ion binding; nucleic acid binding.